Messenger RNA from Cavenderia fasciculata, 1887 nucleotides. RefSeq lists its product as uncharacterized. Bases 1 to 1887 code for a protein of 628 amino acids. The transcript is spliced from 2 exons. The record is from RefSeq and is a predicted model, not a curated record. Lineage: Eukaryota; Evosea; Eumycetozoa; Acytosteliales; Cavenderiaceae.
AUGAAUACUACUUCUUCUAAUCACUUACCAAUUAAUAUACAAUAUAAUAUAAUUAGAUUAAUAUGGAGAUGUUCAACAGUAUCAUUUAAAUCAAGGUUAACAUUGGGAUUAGUUUGUAGACAAUGGUUCGAGUUGGUGUGUAGACUAGUUGGCAAGAUUAGAAUCAAUACAUCCAUCUUUUCAUCACCACAACAUAUAAUCAAUCAUCUAUCAAGUGACUAUUGUGUAUUAUCACCAAAACAAAGUCUCAUCUCUCAUGUAUCGAUUCAUUUCAAUGACCCAAAUGUUAUUAUAGACUCCAGAUUUUCAACCAUCUUGUCUCUUGUCAUCACCAAAUCAACAUGUCAUCUAAGUUUUGUAAAGUUACAUAGUGGUGAAAAUACAGAUAUCUAUUCUACCAUUGAAAUGAUGAAAUCUCUACUCAAUCAAAAUAUUAAUAAUAAUCAUAAUCUAUCUUCAUCCUCUUCAUCCUCUUCUUCUUUGGUUUCAAUGUCAUUUAAAUUUUAUUCAUUCUAUUUAAACAAUCAUUUGGAAAGUUAUAAAUCAAUAUUUGAAAUGUUGACCAUUACCAAUCUAUUACAAGAGAUUAAAUCGUAUUCAUUGUAUAUUGCAUCGCUGCAUUUUGAUACACAAUCAUUUCUUCAAUUACUACGUGCAUCAGAGUCGCUUUCAAGUCUACGUCUCUACUUUUCACACGUGCAUAUGACCAACCCAGAGUUUCUAUCGUUUUUUGGUGCUCUGGCAAGUGGAUUUGGAAAGUAUAUAACAUCGUUACAAAUAAGAGGUGGUGGAGUGGCAGCACCUAUCGAAGCAAUCCCUCAUUUCUCAAAAUUAACAAAUAUUCAAAAAUUAAAAUUACUAGACCUAGUAAAUAAUAAUAAUAUUAAUAAUAUUAAUAAUAGUAAUAAUAAUAAUAAUAAUAUAAAUAGUAAUGGUAGUAUUGGUGGCGGCGGUGGUGGUAAUUUGAACAUGAGCGGAUCAACAACAUCAACCUUUUUAUUAGAGACCGAUCCAUUUUCAACACUUUUAGCAAGUAGUUUAAAUUGUAUCCAAAGAUUGGAGCUAAAAAAGUCGGUAGAUGAAAUACAAUUGAUACAAAUUGCAUCAAUGCCAAAUUUAUCAAGUUUAUCUAUAUCGUUACCACCAAUGAUUAAAUUACCUUCAACCAUAUCAUUUCAAUUAUCAAGUAGGACUAAACAUGUACAAAUUACAAAUCUUGGUGGACCAGAUACAUUUUCACAAUUUUUAAUAUCCAAUCCUCACAUUGAACGACUUGAACUAGGUCCAUUCAUUACCAAAGAGGAAAUACUUCAUCUAUCUUAUUAUCUGCUCAGUACAAAGAGUUUAACUAGUUUAUCACUCUUUUCAGAUAAAAGUACAGGAGAGUCUGGAUUGGCCAAUGCCAAUACAUCGCUCACCACUACCCACCAAAUCAAUCAAACUUGUACCGACUCUUCCAUUAAAUUUUUCGAAUUUGCAAUGUCUACCAAUCGUACACUCACCCACAUCCACACACCACUUCGAUCGGAUUUCUACCUCAAAGCCGUCCUAAGUCUAAUCAAUCGUCCCAAUAUUGUACCACGUAUCUAUACCUUUGAAAUCCUAUCCGAAAAAUUAAUAGAAUCUUUAAAAUAUCCAUUCUAUGAAUAUCAAAUGGUGGUAGUGCCAACGACCCAUCCAACCACCGCCCAAUCACACUCCUCUCUAGAUUGUCCAAUGCCAUUGAACCAAGCAUUGACCCAAACCACUCCUUGUACCAACUUUCAGAUACACAAUUCGGGUUCCGCCCACACCGUUCUACUGACCACGCCUAAUCAAUCAUUCUCAAUAGCAACUCCACCAAAAGCCUCUCCAUAUAGCAUAAAUAGAUAUCAAGAAAGCCUUUGA